AUGCGAACCUUAUGGCUGGCCGCCGCACCCGUCAUCAUUGCUGUCCUAUGGCUAUAUACUAGUGUCCUGACAUCCUCGUUCCCAAUGCUUCGCAACAAGCGUAUAUGCCUCCUGAUCGCUCAUCCGGAUGACGAAGCAAUGUUUUUCGCUCCUACGGUCCUUGCACUUACAAAGCCUUCGCUCGGCAACCAUGUCAAAAUCCUUUGCUUGAGCUCCGGAGAUGCCGACGGCCUUGGUCACAUUCGCAAGCAAGAACUAGUUAAGAGUGGACUGUUACUCGGCCUCAGAAACGCAGACGACGUCCUGGUGUUGGACGACGAAAGAUUUCCAGAUUCAAUGACGAAAACAUGGGAGAGCAAAGCAAUCGCGAAUCUACUGGCCACGACCUUUGCACCAAAGAUGGCAAGAAUAGGAGCGAAAUCUGCCCCGGAAGCCAACAUUGAUGUUCUGAUCACUUUCGACAACUCCGGCGUUUCUUCACAUCCAAACCAUAUCUCGCUCUAUCACGGUGGUAUCGCUUUCCUGAAGCAGAUCAUGCAGAAGCAUGCAGGUUGGGAGAAUCCGAUCAAGAUGUACACAUUAUCAUCUGUCAACGUAGCGAGAAAGUAUGGCAGUAUCUUGGAUGCCCCAUUGAGCAUUGCAAAGACAGUGUUCCAGAAGAAGGAAGCUGGUGAAUUCCCCACACCGCUUUUAGUUGUCAGUGGCGUGGGCAGUUAUAGAAAAGCCCAAAAGGCCAUGACAAACGCGCAUGAGAGUCAGAUGAGGUGGUUUAGAUGGGGCUGGAUCAGCGUGUCGAGAUAUAUGGUUCUGAACGACCUGAAGAAAGUCAAAGCUGUGUAA
Messenger RNA from Aureobasidium pullulans EXF-150, 840 nucleotides. RefSeq names its product LmbE-like protein. Gene Ontology annotation, molecular function: N-acetylglucosaminylphosphatidylinositol deacetylase activity. Gene Ontology annotation, cellular component: endoplasmic reticulum. The coding region runs from base 1 to 840 and encodes 279 amino acids. Gene Ontology annotation, biological process: GPI anchor biosynthetic process. The record is from RefSeq and is a predicted model, not a curated record. The transcript has a single exon. NCBI's taxonomy places the organism in Eukaryota, Fungi, Ascomycota, Dothideomycetes, Dothideales, Saccotheciaceae.